This is a messenger RNA of Paramuricea clavata, 1002 nucleotides long. The record is from the annotation of a GenBank genome assembly. Lineage: Eukaryota; Metazoa; Cnidaria; Anthozoa; Malacalcyonacea; Plexauridae.
AUGGACGAACUACUAAUGGGAAUAAAUAACCAAAAACCAGUGAAGAGAGACUCGAAAUCACUUUCCCAAUAUGCAUCCUUGAUAACCGGAUAUGUAAAUGAUAUGGAAGACAAUGAAUGUCCAGUCUCCUCGUCGUCCGAAGCCCCUUUCUUCAUGUCCCAGCUUCUCUCAAAGCUAAAUGCUGGUGACAACUCUGCAUUUGGUCGAGAUAUGAAGAGAGAUAAAAAGGAGGAAAAUGUUUCCAACCUUAUUAUUUGGUUGCAAGAGGAAGCUAGUCUUCGUUCAAGAGGAAGAAAUAACCUUGAAAGUGAGAAUGUUACCAGAAGAUCCGAGAACCGAUCUGGAGACUUUGAAGUACGGGAACCAUGUCCUCUUGGUUGCCAAACUAAACACCUACUCGCUGCUUGCCCUACCUAUCAGAGUUUAACUGUAAAUCAACGAUGGGACAUCGUUAAACAGAAACUGAGAUGUCGAAAAUGUUUAAAGGCUCAUCAUACUAAAGACUGCAAGAAGUGUGAUGGCGUGACAUGCGACAAGUGUAAGAAAAACCACCACCGAUCAUUGCACAAUACCAAACCAUUAAACCCGGAUGCCUCUCCUUUUCCUAACGAAGAGAAUAACAUUACAAACAACAACGUUGAUAUAAACUCUUCUAAACACAUGAAUGAUGUUCAGACUGUAACUGGACUAUGUCCAAUUCAAAAGAUUAAAGUAGCGGAUGAAAAUGGAGUACCUGUGGAUAUUCUCGCAAUGUUGGAUACCGGUUCAAAUACUAGUCUCCUGUCUAAGUCUGCGGCAACAAAACUUGGAUUAAGCGGGCCACAAACACAUCUAACUAUGAACUUAGCUGGAGGAGCCAAGAAGUCUGAAGUUUCUGAAAUUGUAGAAAUCACCAUGAUCUCACCAAUUGAAGAAGACAUCAAGAAAACCCUCCUUGUACACACAGUUAACAAACCAUGCAGCGGUGCCAAAACAGUUUCAAAGAGAUCGUUGGCGAAAUAG